Messenger RNA from Coccidioides immitis RS, 5012 nucleotides. RefSeq names its product ABC bile acid transporter. Gene Ontology annotation, cellular component: membrane. Gene Ontology annotation, biological process: transmembrane transport. NCBI's taxonomy places the organism in Eukaryota, Fungi, Ascomycota, Eurotiomycetes, Onygenales, Onygenaceae. The transcript has 3 exons. Gene Ontology annotation, molecular function: ABC-type transporter activity; ATP binding; ATP hydrolysis activity. The record is from RefSeq and is a predicted model, not a curated record. The coding region runs from base 1 to 4782 and encodes 1593 amino acids.
AUGGAGACUUCACAGAGGCCGUCGUUGGUGGCUGGCAUCGCUGGCAUCGCGUCUAUCGUUGUCGCUACUAUUCCGGCCCUGAAAUCCAUUGUGGAUCGAUGGCGACUACAGAAGAGAAACAAUGUCUCUCUGUUCCUGCAAGACUUGUACCAUGACCGUGACGGACGGGCGACUGAAGAAUCGACCAAGGCUUUUUCGGAUUCGACUAGACGUGCUUCAAUUGCGAUCUUAUCGCUCAGCGGAUUACUGGUGUCACUUGCGCUGGCUGUCCUUACAACUGCUGGUCACCAAAACGGAUAUUAUCCAGGGCCGACCGAACAAUGGUUCCAGUUUGCGACUUGGGCUUUACUCGUAGUUCAGGCGGUGUCCCUGUUUGCAGAACCCUCCCCUCAAAAAAGAUUCUCUCUAGGUCUCUACAAUGCCACGGCUUGUGCCAUAUUUAUCGUGGUGUCUUGCGCCCAAGUAGCAAUCAUCGGUGCCUGGCUGCAAUCUCCGUCCCUCAACUCCGCUUCAGAUAUUCUUGUCCAGGCCGAGCUCAUAGCCGCUUUUCUAAUCUGUUGUGUGUCUGUUCUCCUGCCCCGUCGUCCGGACGUUUUCAGGAAUGAUAAAGCCGUCGACCGCCAGUUCACAACUUCAUUUCUCGGGAGAAUCUCAUUUGAUUGGGCGGGUUCCUUAUUGCGCUACGCCAAAUACAAUCAGGGUUUGAGUAUUGAUGAUCUCCCUGAAUUGGAUUACGCCACCCGCUCGCAGACUUUGCUCGAAUCUUUCGAAAAUAGAAGAAGAAAAGGACAGAGCCUGUGGAAAGUAUUGGCAAACGAAUACUUUGCUACCUUCGUCCUGCAGUUUAUCUUCUCGUCGUUCGUCUCAGUGGUCAGUUUCGCUCCUCAGGUCGCGCUUCUGGGGAUCCUGCGUUCCCUGGAGGCUCGAUCUUCGGAUUCAUGGAAUCCGGUAAUCCUCUGGCUUUGGGUCUUUGCCUUGGGAGGGUCAAUUAUCUUCUACAGUACGGUUGAGUCUUGGUUAUUUUGGGUUGCCUACUAUAAAUUGGCUAUUCCUGUUUACGAACAACUGUCUGCCGUCGUCUUCGCCAAAUCUCUUCGUCGAAAAGAUGUUAAAGGAUCCCAAAAAUCGAGUGAAGAGAACUUAGGAGUCAAAGUUGAUACUAGAAAUGACGAAGAAGAUGAUGAUGAAGACACUCGAAAGACCCGCCAGGCUACGAUCAAUCUUAUCGCCGUUGACGCUAAAAGAAUUUCUGAUUUUGCUUCCUUUAAUUGCAUUAUCAUUGAAACCAUUGUCAAGCUCGCGGUCGCCUUUGCCUUCUUAAUUCGCCUUAUUGGAUGGAAGAGUCUUUGCGCCGGGCUCUUGGUUGCUCUUAUUAUUACACCUCUCAACAUCAUGACUGCAAGCAGGUAUUCUGCGGCACAGACGUCUCUCAUGAAGUUUCGAGACCAGAAAAUGGCGGUUAUUACAGAAGCUUUACAGGGGAUCAGACAAAUUAAGUUCUCUGCUCUGGAGGGCCAAUGGGAACAGAAAAUUUUUGCGAUUAGGAAUACAGAGCUCCAUGCGCAAUGGAUGGCAUUUAUUUAUGAUGUCUGCCUCAUAUCUAUUUGGAUCCUUGGGCCAAUUAUGUUAUCUGUCGUCUCCCUAGGCACAUAUGCCCUUAUUUAUGGAGAACUUUCUGCGUCCGUCGCCUUUACCACGAUGGCAAUAUUUUCAUCACUUGAAUUCUCUCUUGCAAUUUUACCUGAAUUGAUUGCGGACUUUAUUGAGGCGUUCGUCAGUGCAAAGCGUGUCGAGAAACACCUGGCAUCCGCCGACCGUACUCAGACCACUAUUCCCGCGGAUAAUAUUACGUUUAAGAGAGCAACAGUGGCUUGGCCUACUGAGGAGGUUGACGAAAACGAUGAGCGAUUCGCACUCAAGGAAGUUGAUUUAGCGUUCCCGCCAAAAGGAUUGAGUGUCAUUUCCGGUAAAACUGGGUCUGGCAAGAGUCUGCUUCUUGCAGCGAUUAUUGGUGAAGCAGAUAUAAUUGAUGGAGAAGUUCACGUUCCAGUGGCUCCCCCAUUGGAAGACAGAUUCGAUGACCACGCUACGAAAGCAAAUUGGAUCAUCGACUCGGCGAUUGCAUAUGUUUCUCAGGUACCUUGGAUAGAGAAUGCCUCUAUAAAAGAUAAUAUCUUAUUUGGGCUACCUCUUGACGCUGAACGAUACGAGAAAGUGUUGUUUGCUUGCGCACUCGAAAAGGACUUUGAAAUGCUACCAGAUGGAGAACUAACAGAUAUUGGUGCGAACGGAAUCAAUCUCAGCGGUGGGCAAAAAUGGCGUGUCUCCUUUGCGAGAGCUCUCUAUUCGCGAGCCGGUAUUCUGGUUAUGGAUGAUCUCUUUAGCGCUUUGGACGCACAUACUGGCCGCCACCUCCACGUCCAUGCUCUAACUGGGGAGCUAUGCCACGGACGAACCCGAAUCCUAGUCACUCACCACGUCGGCUUGUGUCUGCCUCAGGCUGAUUAUUCGGUCCAUCUCGAACGUGGAAUCGUUCAGCAUGCAGGAUCUGUGGUGGAGUUAAGAAGAACUGGGAGCCUCGCAGACAUUCUGACACACCCUCAAGGUGAAAACCUUGAAGGCAGAGAUGAAUCUGAAGAGACAGUCGAGGAUGAGGCGGAAGAGUCAAAUGCUCUGCAGAAAAUCAUACCACACAGGUCGCAGAGAACCACCGUGGAAGGACAUGGCAACGAAUCCCUUAAACCUCAGGCCCCGAAAAAGUUUCAGCAGGAAGAAAAGCGUGAAACCGGUGCUAUCAAACUUAUCCACUACAUCCAAUAUUUCCAGAACGGCGGAGGUCUCCUCUAUUGGUCCUUUGUUUUCUUUACAUUUUGUGCAUAUGCCGGUUUGGCCGUUAGUCGCUCUUGGUGGGUCAGCAUCUGGACUCGAUCUUCCGGAAGUUCUGCUUCAGGCGAAAACCUCGUGAUGAUAUCCCAUGUCAUGGCCAAAUCGACCCAGUCAAACUCCGAUCACGGCCUGUGGUUCUAUUUGGGAAUUUACUUUGGCUUGUCGGCUAUGUCAUGUUUAGUGGGUACUCUCAGAUACCUGUUUCUUCUCAGGGCAGCCAUCCGAUCGUCGCGGAACUUAUUCAAGAAACUCACAUAUACGGUAUUGAGGGCACCGCUUCGGUGGCUAGACACUGUUCCGGUUGGCCGAAUUCUCAACCGUUUUACGGCAGAUUUCAAUCUGGUUGACUCGAAGCUGCCGUACGAGCUAGGAUUUAUGCUGUAUAACGUCCUCAAUGUCAUCGGUAUCGCUGUGGCUGGUUUUCUCGUCUCGCCACUGCUGAUAGUUUUCGCGAUUCUUCUUUUGGCGAUUUGCAUGUAUUUCGCACAGUGCUUUCUUUCCGGAGCCCGAGAAAUCAAGAGGUUGGAGAGCAACGCGAAAAGUCCUAUUUUUGAACAAUUUGGGUCUGCUUUAAUUGGCCUAACAACUAUACGUGCGUUCGGGAAAGCCCAAACCUACGUUGAGCGAAUGUAUCGGAAGAUUGAUCAUCACGCACAGGCGUAUUGGAAUCUAUGGCUAUUUAACAGGUGGUUGAGCUUCCGUAUGAAUGUUGUGGGGGCGCUGUUCUCGACGUUAACUGCGGGCCUUGUUGUUUCACUUCGAAAUAUAGAUGCACCUUUGGCUGGGUUUGCUCUCAGUUUCGCCCUGCAGUACACCGCGUCGAUCAUGUGGGCUUUACGUCAGUAUACAAAUGUCGAAUUAGACAUGAAUGCGACGGAACGAGUCCUUGAGUAUUCCGCGAUCGAUAUUGAAAACCAAGAAGGAGCAGAAGUGCCAGCGGCGUGGCCAACAGAAGGCCGUCUCGAAGUCACUGACUUGGUUGUUGGGUAUGCCCCCGAUUUGCCUCCGGUUUUACGGGGCCUAUCUUUCACAGUAGCAAAAAAUCAAAGAGUGGGCGUCGUGGGUCGUACGGGGGCCGGCAAAUCGUCUUUGACAUUGGCAUUAUUUCGCUUUUUGGAAGCAUGGGAGGGUUCCAUUGUCAUUGAUGGCAUAGAUGUCUCCAAAAUUAAGCUCCACGAUUUACGAAGCAGGAUGGCCAUUAUCCCUCAAGAUCCCGUCCUCUUUUCUGGGUCGAUUAAAUCGAAUCUAGAUCCAUUUGAGGAAUAUUCUGAUGCAGAGUUGCGCGACGCACUCGAGCGAGUACACCUCAUCUCCGAUGUGCUCGAGGAAAGCACUGGGCCUCACUCGUCUACUCACUCGGCUCUUCAAGCCUCAGGAACGUCAGGAUGCACAACCCCGACGUUGUCAAGCAACAAUGGUAGCACAGCCGCCCAUACUAUAGAUACGACCAACACAACGGCGGCUACAUCCACCCAGGCCCCUAACAACAACGUCAACAUCUUUACCAACCUUAAUUCCACCAUCUCCGAAGGCGGACUUAACCUUUCGCAGGGCCAGCGACAGCUUCUCUGCCUUGCCCGCGCUAUCGUCUCAAAGCCUAAAAUCAUGGUGCUCGAUGAGGCGACGUCUGCCGUGGACAUGGCAACAGACGCGCUUAUUCAGCGCUCUAUCCGCACUGAGUUUGGACGCAAUUCGACUACAUUGCUGGUUAUCGCACAUCGAUUAAGCACAAUUGCUGACUUCGAUAAGAUUCUGGUGAUGGAUGCUGGCAAGGCAGUGGAGUUUGGACCACCGAGAGAGCUGAUGGAGAUCCAGGGAGGUGUGUUCAGAUCCUUGGUUGAAGAAAGCGGAGAAAGGGAAGCUCUGGAGAAGGUAAUCCUUGGCGAGCAAGAAUAAUAACAGAGCAACUCACUUUUCCAAAGUCCUAUAGAUUGAAAACUACUUGCAGUAUAACCUCUUGGUCUUUAGUUUCAGAUGAAAAUAAAUGUUCCCCAAAAGUGCUACACCAGGUCUAUCGAGAAGAUUGAAAGGCAUAUUAAUCCGUUCAAGAUGUAUUUAGUUGACCAUAGGAUAGAGGGCUAAAAGAAGAUAGAUACGGAUCAAGGACCUGUUUUAUUGCUGUUCUU